AUGGGCCAAGGGGACGAAAGCGAGCGCAUCGUGAUCAACGUGGGCGGCACGCGCCACCAGACGUACCGCUCGACGCUGCGCACGCUGCCCGGCACGCGGCUCGCCUGGCUGGCAGAGCCCGACGCCCACAGCCACUUCGACUAUGACCCGCGCGCCGACGAGUUCUUUUUCGACCGCCACCCGGGCGUCUUCGCGCACAUCCUGAACUACUACCGCACUGGCAAACUGCACUGCCCGGCCGACGUGUGCGGGCCACUCUACGAGGAGGAGCUGGCCUUCUGGGGCAUCGACGAGACCGACGUGGAGCCCUGCUGCUGGAUGACGUACCGCCAGCACCGCGACGCCGAGGAGGCGCUGGACAGCUUCGGCGGCGCGCCCCUGGACAACAGCGCCGACGACGCGGACGCCGACGGCCCCGGCGACUCAGGCGACGGCGAGGACGAGUUGGAGAUGACCAAGCGCCUGGCACUCAGCGACUCCCCGGACGGCCGGCCCGGCGGCUUCUGGCGCCGCUGGCAGCCGCGCAUCUGGGCGCUCUUCGAGGACCCCUACUCAUCCCGCUACGCGCGGUAUGUGGCCUUUGCCUCCCUCUUCUUCAUCCUGGUCUCCAUCACCACCUUCUGCCUGGAGACCCACGAGCGCUUCAACCCCAUCGUGAACAAGACAGAGAUCGAGAACGUUCGGAACGGCACGCAAGUGCGCUACUACCGGGAAGCGGAGACGGAGGCCUUCCUCACCUACAUCGAGGGCGUCUGCGUGGUCUGGUUCACCUUCGAGUUCCUCAUGCGUGUGGUCUUCUGCCCCAACAAGGUGGAGUUCAUCAAGAACUCGCUCAACAUCAUUGACUUUGUGGCCAUCCUGCCCUUCUACCUGGAGGUGGGCCUGAGCGGCCUGUCCUCUAAGGCAGCCAAGGACGUGCUGGGCUUCCUGCGUGUCGUCCGCUUCGUGCGUAUCCUGCGCAUCUUCAAGCUGACCCGCCACUUCGUGGGCCUGCGCGUCCUGGGCCACACUCUCCGCGCCAGCACCAAUGAGUUCUUACUGCUCAUCAUCUUCCUGGCUCUGGGCGUCCUGAUUUUCGCCACCAUGAUCUACUAUGCCGAGAGGAUAGGGGCGCAGCCCAAUGACCCCAGUGCCAGUGAGCACACCCACUUUAAGAACAUCCCCAUUGGCUUCUGGUGGGCCGUGGUCACCAUGACGACGCUGGGCUACGGAGACAUGUACCCGCAGACGUGGUCCGGCAUGUUGGUGGGAGCGCUGUGUGCGCUGGCGGGUGUGCUGACCAUCGCCAUGCCCGUGCCCGUCAUUGUGAACAAUUUCGGGAUGUAUUACUCCUUAGCCAUGGCUAAGCAGAAACUACCAAAGAAAAAAAAGAAGCAUAUUCCGCGGCCACCGCAGCUGGGAUCUCCCAAUUAUUGUAAAUCUGUCGUAAACUCUCCACACCACAGUACUCAGAGUGACACAUGCCCGCUGGCCCAGGAAGAAAUUUUAGAAAUUAACAGAGCAGAUUCCAAACUGAAUGGGGAGGUGGCGAAGGCCGCGCUGGCGAACGAAGACUGCCCCCACAUAGACCAGGCCCUCACUCCCGAUGAGGGCCUGCCCUUUACGCGCUCGGGCACCCGCGAGAGAUACGGACCCUGCUUCCUCUUAUCAACCGGGGAGUACGCGUGCCCACCUGGUGGAGGAGUGAGAAAGGAUCUUUGCAAAGAAAGCCCUGUCAUUGCUAAGUAUAUGCCGACAGAGGCUGUGAGAGUGACUUGA
Mesoplodon densirostris (Blainville's beaked whale) is the source of this 1758-nucleotide messenger RNA. It is a transcript of the gene KCNC1, whose product is annotated as potassium voltage-gated channel subfamily C member 1. Lineage: Eukaryota; Metazoa; Chordata; Mammalia; Artiodactyla; Ziphiidae. The record is from RefSeq and is a predicted model, not a curated record. Gene Ontology annotation, molecular function: delayed rectifier potassium channel activity; protein binding. Gene Ontology annotation, cellular component: voltage-gated potassium channel complex; neuronal cell body membrane; dendrite membrane. Gene Ontology annotation, biological process: protein homooligomerization; potassium ion transmembrane transport. Bases 1 to 1758 code for a protein of 585 amino acids. The transcript has 4 exons.